AUGGAGACCAAUGAGAACCCACCAACGAACACCCUCGUUGUAAGAAAACCAUGUUUUGGUCUUCCAAUCGGUUGUCCUCAAUGUUUGUCUGCUUACAUCUAUCUCAAACUCUCUCAACUUCCAUUCCAUUUGGAUUAUCACCUUAACUACCCCGAUUCUGAUCAAAUUCCUUACUUUGAGGUUGGUGAUUAUGUGACAUAUAAUAAUGAUAAGGAAGGGAUCAUUGGGGGCUUGAAAAGGGAUGUAAGUGAUUUAGAUGUUGGGGUAUCUUCACUCCCCGAAUGGCUACCGACCAAGGUGAUGCUUACGACAUGGCUUGCUGAUGCACUUGAGUAUGAGCUUUGGGUGGGAAGUGACGCUUCGUCGGCUUAUAGCAUCUAUUAUUCUGAUCUUCCGUGGCCUAUAGGAAAGGUUUUGUUUUGGAAGAAAGCUCAUUGGGUGAAGCAGAAACAUGAGAUAAGUAAAGACAAUGCUGAAGUAAAGGAAGAAGAGAUUUAUGGAAGAGCAAACUCUGCAUAUGAUGCUUUGUCAACAUUGUUAGGGGAAGAAAACUACUUAUUUGAAAACAGGGCAUCAAGCUUGGAUGCUAUUUUUCUUGCACAUGCAUUAGUAGUUAUUCAAGCUUUUCCUGAAUCAUCAAUUUUGCGGUCCAAUUUUUUGAAACACGCAAAUUUAGUGAGAUAUGUGCAACAACGUAAGGAAGAACUUAUAGAAGCUGCUGGUACGUCUCCGUCUAAGGAUCCAUAUUUUGGUGCAUCAUCAUCAACUUCUGGAGGUCCUUCAACUUCAAGUUCAAAGUUCAAGAGCAGACAUAAAAAGGAGAAAACAAAGGAGGAGAAGAAACAACGAAAAGGGCGAAAUAUUUUGUGGUAG
This is a messenger RNA of Lathyrus sativus (Indian pea), 873 nucleotides long. NCBI's taxonomy places the organism in Eukaryota, Viridiplantae, Streptophyta, Magnoliopsida, Fabales, Fabaceae. The record is from the annotation of a GenBank genome assembly.